AUGCGUUACACCAUCUUUACUCUGGCCGCAGCUGCCUCAUUCGCUUCAGCGCAGUCCUCUUCCUCUCCAGCCAGCGCAUCUCCCACAGGCACCCUCAUUCCCGUUGGCGAGAAUUGCGACCCCAACGGUACACCAUGCGCACUCGGCGCCAACUGCUACGCAGUCAACUCCAUGCUCCAACCCGUCUGCGGCAACUUCCAGGCCGCAUGCAAAAACGACCAGCAGUGUGCUUUCAACACAUGCAACCUUGAGCAAGGUCUUUGCAACGGCUUCAUCGCUUCCUCCUCGGCCUCAUCAUCCUCGGCGUCAGCAACGAUCACCACUACACCGACUGCACCGGGCCCAAUGCCUGCUCCUUCAUCAACCAUCGUCGCCCCUGCUGGAUCUCUGCCCCUCGGCGCCGAAUGCAACCCUUACGUCAACCCAAGCCAAUGCGCGAACGGUGUGGACUGCUGGGCUAGCAAUGCCAUGUUGAUUGCCCGCUGCGGUAACUUCAACGCUGAGUGCUCCAGCGAUGCGCAGUGUGCCUACAACAUCUGCAGCGGCGGACUCUGCAGAGGUUUCCUGCCAUCCAGCGCCAUGCCCGUUCAGCCAUCUAGCAUGAUGAGCGCGGUGCACCCAUCCAGCAUGAUGAACGGUACCGUGCCCAUGCAGCCAACUGGCACCGGCGCUGCUAGACCUACCGGUAACGGAACUGCCACUUCCACUGGUUCUGUCGAGUUCACUGGUGCUGCAUCUGCCGACAACGUCGCUGGUGGUGUUAUGGCUAUUGUCUUCGGUGCUGUUGCUUUGGCUUUGUAG
Molecule: messenger RNA, 801 nt
Organism: Alternaria arborescens
Lineage: Eukaryota; Fungi; Ascomycota; Dothideomycetes; Pleosporales; Pleosporaceae
Exons: 1
Coding region: 1-801 (266 amino acids)
Source: RefSeq, a predicted model, not a curated record